CUAAACAGUAGAGUCUGCAUCUGAUCCUAAAGUCUUAGCCUAUAGUUUUCUCACUCUGCUCUCUAGAACAGAAGUAAAACAAAUAAAUAAAAAAGAGAAAACUUGGGGUGAUGUCAACUCUUGUUAGAGACAACACUGUUGCCCUUACAUUGGUAAACGCAUGAGGUUUACCAUAGAGGCUCUAGCUGUCUAUUGUAGUUCAACUCUACCCUCUCAUGGUUAUGGACUAAUCAUAGCACUGUACUGUAUCACCAUCUCUUCGUGUAACAGCAGUACAGUGUGGUGUAGUCUAGUUGUUCUCUAGCUCUAUUAGACCAGUAUAGACUAAUAUAGAGGUCUCAAAUUCCAAUUUUACUGCCUGUCUAUGAUUGCAUCCUCAUGGCAUGAUCUGGUUCUCUCUCCAAUCUUAACCUUGGUGUCAUUCAGUGGGCUUCUCAACAUCAAGGACCAGUUUACUGUCUAUUCAAGUUGUGUAGUUAAGAUUGAAAUCUAAAGAAUUAUCAUGUUAAGAAACAGUCAAGCUUGUCCUCUUUUCUGGUCAUAAAUGCAAAGGGGAGGAACCGCAGGGCAGAGGAAGAUCCAGAUCACCUGAAAGUGCACAGGAUGAUGAAUAGCCCCUGUUGUUGUCAUCACUUCUGUCAAAUGGAUGAUAGAGGCAAAAGCAAACAAACACAAACAAGCAGAGCUGUGUCGUUCUGCCGUCAGCGUGGCGUGAUUGACAGCUCCCGUCCCCGUCUCCUCCCUCACUGUCUCUUCGACGCACUCUCGGCCGUCCUCGCUGAGGAGAUUGAUCCAAAGGUUGCUUUUCCUCGGCGAGCUCAACCCAAGCUGGUGACUCGAACCAAAAAGAUCUUUGUGGGCGGCCUGUCAGUGAACACAACUAUUGAAGACGUCAAGCAAUACUUUGACCAGUUUGGGAAGGUCGACGAUGCCAUGCUCAUGUUUGACAAGACCACAAACAGACACAGAGGGUUUGGCUUUGUGACGUUUGAGAAUGAGGACGUGGUGGAGAAAGUCUGUGAGAUCCACUUCCAUGAAAUCAACAACAAAAUGGUGGAGUGUAAGAAAGCUCAGCCCAAGGAGGUGAUGUCCCCCACUGGCUCGGCCAGGGGGCGCUCUCGUGUGAUGCCCUAUGGCAUGGACGCCUUCAUGCUGGGCAUUGGUAUGCUGGGUUAUCCAGGCUUCCAGACUGCCACUUACACCAGUCGGAGCUAUGCAGGCAUCACUCCUGGAUACACCUAUCAGUUCCCUGAGUUCCACUUAGAGAGGACUCCCCUUCUGACUUCACCCCACCCCCCUGAGCUCACAGCCAUUCCUCUCACAGCAUACGGACCAAUGGCUGCAGCAGCGGCGGCGGCGGCAGUAGUCCGAGGCUCCACCCCUUCCCGCUCUGCUGGAUUUUUAGGUACAAGCAGCCCAGGUCCAAUGGCAGACCUUUAUGGAACAGCCAGCCAGGAGUCGGCGGUCAGCAGUUACCUCAGUGCUGCGAGCCCUGCCCCAAGCACUGGAUUCAGCCAUAGUUUGGGGGGUCCUUUGAUUGCCACGGCCUUCACUAACGGCUAUCACUGAGAGUUGCAGAGCUGUAGACUGAGAGCUGGAAGGAGUUGAAGCUGCUUUGGAGCUGAUCUGGCCUGUCUCUGUCCAGUGUGCGUCUCCAGCUAUGGGGGGAGGGCGAUGAAGCUUCACCCCUCCACACUGGUGUCACCCACAUUGUCGACCCUACUGAUAUUUCACUAAACUCCACCUUGUCUGAAAAAAAAAUGUUUUAAAAAAUGUUUGCAAAAUGGAGCACAAAGCUCAUUGUUACAUGUAAUAGCUACACAUUUAAAUGCUGUAUUUUUUUCUGUCAUGUUUUUUGUGAUUGCCACAUUAUGUCAUUAUCUGUUUUAGCUGUCUUUUUUUUUCUUAUUGUUUUUUUGGGAGGGGUCAUUUGACCUCUAACGUGAUCUCUCUGAGAUAAGAGGAGUGAAGUCUCCGGGUGACGCCUGUUUGAACAUCUGGAGCUGUAAAAUGACUGGAAACUGUAUAUUUGUCUCUAGUUCAUACUGAAUUUUAACACUUGGGAUUAAUAUUAUUUCUUGAAAUAAUGCCACAAAUUGUAUAUCUGGUUAGGUUUUAACAACGAUUGUUACGCUAACAAUGACAACAAAGGUCAUUUGUCACGGUUACAUAAUUAGCCUUCAUGAGCUGUACAUUUUUUUUUCUUUUUGUAAAAUAUUGUAAAUAUGAGUGGUUUCUGGGUGGUGGGGCUCUGCUGUUUUUGAGGUGGGAGGCUUUUGGAGAUAUGGUACGUCUGAUUCUUUCAUCAAUCCUUAUGCGUUGGAGAGCUUGGCUGUUACGUAUUAUAGUCCCACCUGGAGGUCAAGAACAUUUCAGUGUAUCUGUCUAUGUUAGACCAGCCAUACUCUGUAUUUCUCUCCAGGCGUAACUCAAGUGUCAUGUGAGUCUUUUAUGACUGAAGCUUCCUCAGUCGAUGACAUUUUUACGAGUUCAGCAGGAGUGAGGCUGAGUCUGGAGCAAACAGUUACUACUUGUGGGAGAUAAGGGUGUGAAAACACUCCGUCUGGAGAGGGAUAAACAUGCUGUUUCUUAUUUUAUCAUAUUGCUGUUUUAAAUGAUUUUCAAUUAUGUGAUGAUUGUGAAGGAAAAUGAAGGACAAGCAUGCAGGAGCAGUCAGUUGGUUAUUAAUGAGUGAUUCACCUCUGCAGGUUAUGUGGAUGUUUGUGUGAACAUGUCAUGUGGUUUUCUACACAUUGGUUUCCAAUGUGCCAUGUGUUGUUUUUUUUUUUCUUUUUUGAAGGAUUUCUCUGUCACAAAAUGUGAAUCUUGAUCUGAUUUUUUUUUUUUUUUUACACACAUUUAACAUCUUUGUCAAAGUGUGGAUGGUUAAAACCUUUUAGAGAAGGCGGCCCUUUAACAGGGUUCUCCUUCACCCCCAUCCAUCACUGCAUAUCCACUGGAGGUCACAGACUGUAGCAAUGUGACACCUGUUUUUUUUUCUUUUUAGACCAAAACAAGAGCUACUAGGAUGUUGCACUGGCUGAUCAUGAUACAUGUAUUUUCCUUAAAAACCAUAGGUGAAAAACAAAGCACUCUUGAUCUACAAAAUACCAGGUUUUACAUUUUGAUACACUCGCCCUCACGACUGAGGGUUUUUCAGACUUUGAUGCUGUUUUCACUGAAAAUAACAAUCUUGUCAACACUGUAACAUUUUCUGAUUUUGUUUUUCCUGUCAUGUUAUUCCUAAGGGGAAAAAAAAACUUUUUAAAAUU
Messenger RNA from Melanotaenia boesemani (Boeseman's rainbowfish), 3272 nucleotides. RefSeq names its product musashi RNA binding protein 1b (gene msi1b). Bases 604 to 1569 code for a protein of 321 amino acids. Gene Ontology annotation, molecular function: RNA binding. NCBI's taxonomy places the organism in Eukaryota, Metazoa, Chordata, Actinopteri, Atheriniformes, Melanotaeniidae. The record is from RefSeq and is a predicted model, not a curated record. Gene Ontology annotation, cellular component: cytoplasm. The transcript is spliced from 12 exons.